GUGAUGGAUGUUGGGAGAGGACAGCGAGUGGAGCAGCCGCCGUAACCGGGGGAGGAGAGGGCGUCGGGAGCGGGAGAACGGGAGUAAGAGAGGUGGCAAACGAGCGCCGCCGCCAGCGGUCAGCUGUGCCAGGUGGCUCCUCUGUCUGCAGCCACAGGAGCACCGGGGAGAGCGCCGUGCGCUGCCUUCAUGCUGCCGACGGCCGAAUGAGUGGGAGCACUCCAGCCGAGCGGGAGUCGGCGCUGCCAGCAGACGUCCUCCACCACUUCCAGCAGAUGUCAGGCUGUUUGAUGUAGCGCAGAGCAUCAAGUGAAGCGUCCGUCUGCACGCUGGCUGCUGCCGGGAGUCUGAGCCUGGAUGCCAGCUGUUAGAAAGGCAGAAGUCUGAGUGCCUGAAGAUGCUGACGGAGGAGAUGCUUUCAACAAAAGGUGGUUUUUGAACUACUGGAGAAGAGGCCGGCUCUCACCCAACACCCUCACCCCCGCCCCCCAGAUCGCGCUUAAAUCGCUGUUUAUGCAAGACUCUGGAAUCGGGAUCGCCCGGGCGCUGGGAGCCGUGAUGUGGAUGACGGGGAGGAGUUGUGACAGUGAGUCAGGGAGCAGUGAGGUUGUGGAGGGUGAGAGGGCGAGUACGGGCGGCCCCUGCCCCGCGCCUCCGGCCACCGCCGCCUCCCCGUGAGGAUGCAGGUCCUACAGAUCGUCAAGGAGCUGGUGUCGCCGUCCAGACGCAGGGCAGCGGGCAGGUUUGGAGCGUCUGACACCGAGCAGGAUGCAGCGGUGAAACUCGACCAGGAGCGCGCUGAGAUCGUCUCCAAAUAUGACAAGGGUAAAGAGGCCGUGGUGGAGCCCUGGGAGGACACCAACUUCCGCCUGUACAAAGUCAUCGACCGCUUCGGCUUCGUCCAUGAAAAUGAACUUCCAUCCUACGACUCGGUGGAGGAGAAGCAAAAACACAUGGAGGUGGAGAGGACCACCAAAUGGCUGAAGAUGCUGAAGAGCUGGGACAAAUACAAGAACAGCGAGAAGCUGGUCAGGAGGAUCUAUAAGGGAAUCCCUCUGCAGCUUCGAGGGGAGGUGUGGUGUCUACUGCUCGAUAUUCCCAAAAUAAGGGAGGAGAAGAAAGACUUCUACGAGAAAUUAAAAGCCAGAGCCCGAGGGCUGUCCCCUGAUGUUCGUCAGAUUGAUCUGGAUGUGAAUCGGACCUACAGGGACCACAUCAUGUUCAUGCAUCGCUACGAUGUCAAGCAGCAGGCUCUUUUCCACGUCCUCACGGCCUACUCCAUGUACAACACAGAGGUGGGCUACUGCCAGGGUAUGAGUCAGAUCACAGCCCUGCUGUUGAUCUACAUGAACGAGGAGGACGCCUUCUGGGCACUGGUCAAACUACUGUCAGGGCACAAGCACGCCAUGCACGGGUUUUUUGUUCCCGGCUUCCCAAAGUUGAUGCGGUUCCAAGAGCACCACGAUCGCAUACUCAAGAAGACGAUGCCCAAACUGAAACACCACCUGGACAACCAAGAAGUGUUUACCAGCCUGUACACCCUGAAGUGGUUUUUUCAGUGCUUCCUGGACAGAACUCCCUUCACCCUAACCCUCAGGAUCUGGGACAUUUACAUCUUGGAGGGGGAGCGAGUGCUACCAGCCAUGUCCUACACUAUCCUUAAAAUGCACAAGAGACACCUGAUGAAGUUGUCCAUGGAGGAGCUGGUGGAGUUUUUGCAGGAGACCUUGUCCAAAGAUUUCUUCUUCGAGGAUGACUUUGUGAUUGAGCAGCUACAGGCGUCCAUGACUGAGCUCAGGAGGGCAAAGUUGGAUCUGCCUGCGCCAGGUAAAGACGAAGAGUUUCCCAGGAAGCCUCUAGGGCAGCUCCCGCCUGAACUGCCAGCCGUGAUGAACCACCUGGCCAACGGUCAGAGCCACAUCGAGCCAGCCGGACCUCCCAGGGACUCGAGUCCUGUACUGGAGCAACAGCAGGAUAGUGAACCCCCCAGCCGUCCACACCAGGACUAUGUGGAUAAACCACUGCGCCACAGUGGGGACAAGAUGGGUGGCCGUUCCAGGGGAUUAGAGAGAAUCCCUAGUGAGCCGCAAACGCACUCCACCGCCACCACGACACCUGAACGGGGGUUCAAGCCGCCUUCAUUGGAUAUCUCUACGCAGCUCGGCACAGUGGGUAAAGGGAAGCCUCAGGGUCACACUACUGCUAACAACAACUCCAAUGCAGUAUCCAGCGCUCACAGAGACAUCACUCCACGCUGGGUUAAACCCUCAGAGACUAAGCUGGAAGCAGUCAAAGCAGCAGCCCGGGGGGCCCAGCUGAGCAGAGGGGUAUCACCGGCUCCUUCCAGCCCGGACAACACUCUGCCGCCCUCCCGCCAACCACGCUCCAAGGGAUUCGUUCCUGCCUCCGACCGAGGCUCUAAUGCCUCUCAGUAUGACAACGUACCAGGAACGGCCGAACACGAUUUUGAAAUACUGGAACUUGAGAAACCUCCAACUAGAAUAAGGGCACCUCGUAGCGAGACACCAUUCAGCGUAUCAUCACAGCAUCAGGACAGUUCCAGCCGUGGAACCAGUCAAGCUGGGAGCAUAGUUUGUGCUGCGUCAGGGCCCAGGAUGGCCCAGCAUCCCCCUCCUCCUCACUUCUCCAACAGUUCAUCAGGGAUCCAGGUCAGCUCCCCUGACAACCACAACCAGUAUGUCCUAAGCAAGCCUACAGAGGUCCCAAUCUUCCAUCCCGCCCACGGUAUGAACCUGGACCACAAAAGAACAGAAAGACUCUACGCACCGUCUUCUCGAUACCCGCCACCCUCCAGUGAUGCGUACGGUCACCAUGCAUACGCCACCACCCAGCGGCAACCUAGCAGCCGGUCCCCGGAGAAGGCACUAAGGAACAACUCCUUUGCCACCUACCGCAGGCAGCCUCCCCCCAGCUCUGCUCACAAUCCUCGCCUUGCCAAGCCUCCACCAGAGCACUCCCUGCAGCUAGAGCCCCAGGGGAGCACAACUCCUAUCUACCUACAGCAGUUUACCUCCACCUCAGAGCCUAAUCAGGUCAACUAUAGGUUUGAGGGACAAAGAAGAGACGAGGCGAACCUGCGCUACCUUCCCAACGUCGAGCGGGUUGUAGACGGGCUCUUGUGGUCACCAGAGCAUGAGCAGCUUCCUAUAUCCCCAGGUGGGAUGCCACGCUCACCCAGCUUCCAGCAAGCCCAAAUGUCUCCUGUCCAGCAAUUUACCUUCCCCGCCAGCUCAGACGGCAUACAUCACUACAGGACAGAGUUCCAGGAGCAGCAGCCGGUCAUAAGGCAACAGCUCCCCCAGUUGUUUGGAGGACCACACUACAGGCAUGCACAAGAGGCUUUUGCCCUGCAGGAGACCAUGCUGCUGUGACUGGAAGAUACUGCAACAAAAACUGAGGUGUAGUCACCAACACUGUUGUAAAGACAAAGUUCCUAGCCUGCCUAGGAUCCUGGAUACGUUUCUGCUCUGUUGCUCUUCACAUGUGAAGUACUGUACUCCAGACAGAUAUGCAGCAUCAAAAGGCUGCAGGACAUUUUUACUGAUCACUCUAACAAAGAGGGAAAAUCUUACUGAAGAUUUUAUUUUAUUUUUGGAUGUAAAUCAGUUACAAAAGUACAGUAAGAGUACAUAUAUUUUAGAGUCUAUGUACAGUGACAUUUUGUUAAUACUGAGUUGUCAGUAGUAUUAAUAGUAAUUCUCCUGAGCAAAAAUCUGAUUUAUUUUCCAUCUAUUUUUUUAUGUUGCUUACAGAUUUUACAUUGGACAUUAAUUUGCUGUUGAAUGUUGAAUGAACAUAUUUUCAAAUAAAUAAAUAGUUCCAAUGACAGAAUUAGAGAGAAGUGGUGACUUCUCAGUCGCUUCAAACCACACCUUCAGUUUCAGAGAUGUAAGUUUGUUCUUCAACUUCUGUACAAUGCUUUACUCAUUUACAAGUGAAGUACAGGAAAUGUACGUGUACUUUAGACCCAGGACUCUAAACCAUGAGAGUUAAUAUACAGUUAUUAGAUCUUCUGACUCACAAAGUCAAACAAAACUUUCAAAAUGACUGUAGCUCUAUCUUAAAUACAUGUGAACUAGAUGCAGUACAAGUUUGCUUUACUCCAUUAUAUUACCAUUAUUCUCAACACUGUUUAGCUGCUAACACUUCCACUGGCAUAAUCAUCUGCCGCACACACGACAUGAAUGUGAGUACGUUUAACGUCCUAAUCAGUUACUUUACAUAAUAUUAAUUGUCAUACUCUGAUUCUGAUGGAGUUAUUCUCAGUCAGUAUUGGCAUACUGUUCUUUACAUUCCGUAAGUUCUGUUUUUUUUUUGUUAAAUGACUAAUUGAAAAACAUUCUGACACUUUGCUUAAUAAAAGAAAACGGGUGAAAAAACA
This is a messenger RNA of Betta splendens (Siamese fighting fish), 4402 nucleotides long. RefSeq names its product USP6 N-terminal like (gene usp6nl). Lineage: Eukaryota; Metazoa; Chordata; Actinopteri; Anabantiformes; Osphronemidae. Bases 681 to 3392 code for a protein of 903 amino acids. The transcript is spliced from 14 exons. The record is from RefSeq and is a predicted model, not a curated record.